UGAAACCCUAGAGCGACGAGAAGAUCAACUACUGGAAUUGCUCAUCAAUGGCGGAGCAUUUGGCAUCGAUCUUUGGAACGGAAAAGGACAGAGUCAAUUGUCCAUUCUACUUCAAGAUUGGAGCAUGUAGGCAUGGCGAUCGCUGUUCUAGGCUUCACACCAAACCAAGCAUUAGCCCCACUUUGCUGUUGUCUAACAUGUACCAGCGCCCUGAUAUGAUCACUCCUGGUGUUGAUGCUCAAGGAAAUCCCAUCGAUCCUCGGAAAAUCCAGGAUCACUUUGAGGAUUUCUAUGAAGAUCUUUUUGAGGAGCUCAACAAGUAUGGGGAGAUUGAAAGCCUGAAUGUCUGUGACAAUCUUGCUGAUCACAUGGUGGGAAAUGUGUAUGUUCAGUUCAGGGAGGAAGAGUAUGCAGCAAAAGCACUGAAGAACCUUAGUGGAAGAUAUUAUGCCGGUCGACCCAUCAUUGUUGACUUCUCACCAGUGACUGAUUUCCGGGAAGCUACUUGCAGGCAGUAUGAGGAGAACACGUGCAAUCGGGGUGGUUACUGCAACUUCAUGCACCUGAAAAGGAUUGGCAGGGAGUUGAGACGACAGCUGUUUGGUAGGUACAGGAGAAGGCAUAGUCGAAGUCCCAGUAGGAGCAGAAGUCCAUAUAGACAUCGUAGCUAUGAUGAGCGGGGGCAUGGAAGCCGUAGUCAUAGUCGAAGGUAUGAUGACAGGGACAGGGAUUACCACCACGAGAGUCGGUCUAGGAGGCACAGGAGCACAAGCCCUCUUCAUCGAAGAGAACGUAGCAGGAGUUCAGAAGGCAGAAGACACCAUAGUCCAGUUAGGGAAGGUAGUGAAGAAAGACGGGCCAAAAUUGAGCAAUGGAACAGGCAAAGGGAGCAAGCAAAACUCAGCGAGACGAAUGAUGAUGGUGUCGAGAAUAACUAUGAGAGUGAUAAUUAUACAGGGAAGGGUGAUGGAUACUACAAUCAGCAGUCAGAGCAAUAUGAGCACUGAGUUGCUUUUAUUUAUGUUGUCUGGUGGUGUGCAGGUUUACAGUUCUUUGAUUUGGAUUGUUAAAAAUAUUGACCUUGUCUUUUCCUUUUUCUUUUUCUUGAUUCAUUUACAUGCAUGAGUCUGUCCUGAUGAGUUGCAUGCAUUGCACUUUUAAGUAUCCUAACAUAACCAUUAACCGCCACUUACAUGCAUGAGUCUCCUGAUGAGUUGCAUGCAUUGCACUUUAGGAUCCUAACAUAACCAUUAACCACCACCCACAUGAUUUAACACCACCGUUUUGUUCUUCAAUUUAAUUGAUGCCCUUUGCCAUUCAAAAGUUCGAUUUUUCUAUCUCUUACAUUGGAUAUUUGGUGACAAUUCAGAAAACCGGGUAAUAUUUUUCUAUUUGGCCAUAUCUUGUUUCUGUAAUCUUAUACGAGGGGUAGAAAAAGCUAUAGCAGAUUCCAGAAAAAAACUAUUCAGUUUUAGUACCCAAAUUGUUUAUCGGUGGACGCAGGAACUUUAUUCAUACAUGCUUGAUGUGUUGUGCAUUAAAUUUUGUUUUUGCAGUCAGGUUCUCUGUGAUAAGCACGCAUCAAGGCUAGGUGAUCUGUUUGAAUUUUACACAAUAUUUCUGUUUGAUGGAUGUUUUUUAGGCGAAUCAAUCGAGUUUGCAGGUCCAGGUUGGGCUGCUUCUAACAAGAAUAAUAAAAAUAAUGAUGAAUUGUGUUUACAGGUGAUUGUUUUGAUGAUCGUGUGACAGGGAUUUGCAGGGGAAGACGAGAAAUGAUCUGAAUGCAGUGUCUGAUGUAAUGUAGUUAGGGAUGAGAAUUAGUUUUAAGUCUAGAUUAGACAUAGCUGCUACUCAUUCAAACAUGAUCUGAAACCAGUUUCUUGCUAUCUUGAUUUCCAGUUGAAUCG
Molecule: messenger RNA, 1907 nt
Organism: Cynara cardunculus var. scolymus (artichoke)
Lineage: Eukaryota; Viridiplantae; Streptophyta; Magnoliopsida; Asterales; Asteraceae
Product: splicing factor U2af small subunit B-like
Exons: 6
Coding region: 48-1007 (319 amino acids)
Biological process (GO): mRNA splicing, via spliceosome
Cellular component (GO): spliceosomal complex; U2AF complex
Molecular function (GO): metal ion binding; pre-mRNA 3'-splice site binding
Source: RefSeq, a predicted model, not a curated record